This is a messenger RNA of Strongylocentrotus purpuratus (purple sea urchin), 942 nucleotides long. RefSeq lists its product as uncharacterized. The record is from RefSeq and is a predicted model, not a curated record. Lineage: Eukaryota; Metazoa; Echinodermata; Echinoidea; Camarodonta; Strongylocentrotidae. The transcript is spliced from 2 exons. Bases 52 to 822 code for a protein of 256 amino acids.
GCUGAAAAACGUAAACAUUCACGCAUAUUAACCCAGAUACGUGGGAAGGACAUGGUUGCUGUUGAAGUCCGGUAUCACAAACUUUGUUACCGUGAGUUUGUGAGAUGCGUCUCUAAAGAAGAUCAGCUUGACACGGAUGCAGAAAGUAUGAACGUGUAUAGUGCAUCAUUCAGUGAACUUGCUUCAAUUGUUCAAAAGAGAAUUGUUCAAGGCAAGGAACUCCUUCGUCUGACAACUUUGAAACAGAUGUUCAUUAAGAUUGCAAAAAGAGAAGAGGGAGUAGAUGUAUCUGGGUACAAAACAACAAGACUCAAAAAGCUGCUUAAAGAUGCAUUCCCUGAACUUCUCUUUGUGUCACCACGGAAGAAGAAUGAGAGCGACAUUGUUAUGACAUCGGAGAUGGAGGGAGUAGCCUUAGCAGAACAGGCAGUUCAAGACCAGUCCACCAGCACAAGUGAAGACUCGCAAUCGUCAUGCGAUGAAGAACCCACACAGAUUUCUACUGACGCCCAACAUGGGCAGCUUCGUACACUUUUCCAUGCAUCACAGAUCCUCAAGGAGAGCAUUCAGUCUGCGUGUACCAAGCAUCGAGAGCAAGUCAAGUGGACUCCAGUUGCAAGUGACCUUUCUCUCCAGUCUGCCGAGGAAGCAACUCCAAGCAUGUUAUUCAACUUCUUGUCCUGGGUUUUAGAUGCAUCAGAAGAUUUAGAACUGUCAGGUUUUGUAAGAACAGGUGUAGAUGAAAAGAGAAAGUUACUAUCUAUUUGUCAAGAUGUAAUGUAUAUGAAUUGUAAGGGUAAAGUAAUCUUUCCUAAACACUGAUCACUAGCCAUGACAGUAAGACACAUGACAGGGUCAGCAAAGCGGAUUGGCUUUCUGAAUGGCCUCGGACAUUGCACGUCACAUUCGAUGGUAUUAGAGCAUGACACUGCCCUUGCAACA